This is a messenger RNA of Symsagittifera roscoffensis, 2506 nucleotides long. RefSeq names its product phosphatidylserine decarboxylase proenzyme, mitochondrial-like. The record is from RefSeq and is a predicted model, not a curated record. NCBI's taxonomy places the organism in Eukaryota, Metazoa, Xenacoelomorpha, Acoela, Convolutidae. The transcript has 7 exons. Gene Ontology annotation, molecular function: phosphatidylserine decarboxylase activity. Gene Ontology annotation, biological process: phosphatidylethanolamine biosynthetic process. Gene Ontology annotation, cellular component: mitochondrion. The coding region runs from base 1350 to 2423 and encodes 357 amino acids.
AACAGCUUUUUCAUCAAAGAGCGAGCUAUUCUGUUUCUGAAGCUCAGUUUUGUUGGCAAAUCGAGGGUUAAUUGCCUUAAAUAGCGAAGCUUGACCUUAGAGUGAGAGUGUUCUUACGACUCAAUCAAAUAUGCGUCAUUUGUAAUACGCGUUGUGUCUUCUAAAAGAAUCAAUUUUCAACUUAAAUGCUACAAGAAUGAUCUGCUUAAAGCUCGGCCCCCCUUAAACGAUUAGGUUUCAUUUCUCGUCAACAUAUACUUUGCGCGCGAAUGUAACUAUUCGUAGUUGUUUUCUUGGUUCUUUUGACUACUCUGAGGAAACGACUUUAGAUCGUGUUGCUUUCUAGAUGCAAUCGACUGGCACGUAAAAACAAACCCACUAUUCAACAUUUUGGGUUGUCAGUGGUUAAAGAGUGUUUGGGUUGUUUGAAACUUUUAUUUGAGGUUGCUAAACAAUAAAAGAGAGUGGGCGAAGGUUUGGAAGUAGCUUAGAAACUGCCGUUUCUACUACUUCUGAUGACCUUGAACCCCAAUUGAUUGACUCCAACCAUGAAGAAAAUUAAAGUCUCAAGAAGUCUUUGGCUUUGAGGGAGUGAUAUAUAACCUAUUUUUCUCGUUAAUGAAUGUGACCGCCUGAAUCAUUGUUCGAGUUGCUACAAAGUUUUAACUAUGGCCGUCUAAUUCUUUAAUUAUUCUUUAAUUAUCUGAGCAAGGAUUACAAUGGUUUGACCAUUCUGUGAUAUUUUCAAACAAUCAAUAUUUUUUCGCAAGUGAUGUACAGCUCCGCGUCAUCUGUGCUCUUUUUUAAAAACUGGCGAGAAGGAAUUAAAGGUCGCGAGACUGCAGACUGAAAAAUUAGUGUCGCUAGUUUUAGAUUCCAUGCUUCCGACAAUGUUUUACCAAUGAACUGCGAAUAAUGAUCCUUUCAGGAUGACUAAAAACUAAUGAACAAAAAAGAGUCCCAGUUUUUUACUUCAAUUAGAUUAUCUUAUUAUUCUUUAUACGUCAAGGUGUCUUUUGAUAAAAAAUUAGUGCAAUUAGAAGAAUCAGUUUUGAGAGACAUGUGUAUGGAUGUGGUGCGUUCCGACGCACAUCAGUUCAUUAGCUCAGCCGUUCUUGAGGACCAGUAUGUACGCUCUAAACUUGAGAAGCGAGAGCAUAUCUCGGCCUGUGAUUUUGUAUUCGAGUACUGGUUCAGCGAUUGUUUUAUUGGGGACAGCCACUCCUUGGUAGCAGGAGCAGAUAUCAGUCGCAAUAAUACUCGUAGACAUCGACGCUCAGUAACCAAACUUCUACCGUAUCAAUUGAACAUCCUUGUGAAAAGGGACGAUAAAAUUAAUAAACAAUUCGAUGCCUCGAUCGUUACUGAGGAAAUCCCUGCUGGCAGUGGCUGCGGCAUCCGGCUCAUAUGGAACUGUUUGCUAUUUGGUUCCUGAAAAGUUCGACAGUCAACUACUUUAUGUCUACCGAAAACUUCCACUGAAGGUCGUUUCCUAUUCUGUAGGUCGAAUGAUGUCAGUUGACAUCCCUCCAAGGUGGAGAACUCCAAUUGUAGGAUCUUUCUCUCGGCUUAUUGCUGCAGACGAGUCAGAAUUGAAGGAAUGUGACCUGGAAAAGUAUUCAACAUUAAACCAGUUUUUCUCGAGAGAAUUGAAACCAGGCGCCAGGAUCUUCCAAAAAAGCUCUCAUGACAGUCAAGUUUGGUGUCCCAGUGAUGGAGAAAUUAUUCAGUUCAGACCAGUUGGCUCUUCUAUGGGAUAUACAGAUGGUUUAGGGGCUACCAAAACCGAAGAUUUUAUGACAGUCAAGGAUUGCUCAUUCUCCCUAUCUGAGUUUUUGGGUCCUCCUUUGACAGUAAAAGAGAACUCAACAUCGGUGUCAUCAAUACAGAAUAGACUGUGUCAGAACGAUAGAAAUUGUUUAUAUGCUUGCGCAAUUUAUCUCAGCCCUUCAGAUUGUCACAGAUUUUACUCGCCUGUUGAUUGGAAAGUCAAUUUUGUUCGCCAUUUUAGCGGUUCGCUUCUAUCUGUCAGGCCGUCCAUUUUGAAGUUCUUCAGCCGAACACUAUCUGGUGGUAAGAGUGAUGACAACAUAAGUGCAGUGCUGAGUAUACAAGAACGGUGUGUUAUGGUUGGCGAGUGGAAGCACGGCUUUUUCGCUUUCACCGCUGUUGGUGCUUCAAAUGUAGGAUCGAUUGACUUGAAUCACUUUCCUCAAAUUCGAACCAACAUUAGACCCAAAAAUGACAAGUUAUACGAAGACCACAUGCCAAAAAACGAUUCAGUUGACUUGAAACUGAAUAUGGGCGAUGAAGUUGGCAAGUUCAAUCUGGGCUCUACCAUUGUUCUUGUUUUUGAGGCGCCAAGAGGUUUGAAGUUGCGAGAAGUGUCUCAAUGUAAAAUUGGGCAACAUAUGAUUGUUUAACAACUAUGUAAAGAAUAAAUAACGAAGAUUUUAUAUUUCUUUUAUGUAUUUUUAAAAACUCAUUUCUUAAUUAACUGACCUAA